This is a messenger RNA of Drosophila mauritiana, 928 nucleotides long. RefSeq names its product early nodulin-75. NCBI's taxonomy places the organism in Eukaryota, Metazoa, Arthropoda, Insecta, Diptera, Drosophilidae. The transcript has a single exon. The record is from RefSeq and is a predicted model, not a curated record. The coding region runs from base 32 to 733 and encodes 233 amino acids.
UUGAUUCACAGUUUGUUGUGAACCAAUCAAUAUGAAGGCAGCUAUAGUUUUGGCACUAAUCGGUACAGUUUUGACGGCUCCGCCAGUCAGGGUGAUGCCGAAACCAGGCAGUGAGCUUGAUCAGUACGCUCACAUAUUUGCAAAGGUACGACCACCGGGCCAGAAGCACCAGAACAUGGAGAUUGAAUCCCAGCCACAGCACCACAACUAUCUGUCGAGCAACCAUUUCAAUGCGGAAAUCAAUCAUGUGGAGCCCAAGCAGCCUCAGUUCAUGGAACAUGGUUCUUCUCAGGUGGAGUCGAGACCUCCUCACACCGUGGACUUUGAGAUCAGGCCGGUGGAGCAGAAGCCACCCCAGCGAUUGGAGUUUGAGGUGAAGCCGCAGCACGAGCAAAACUCUCCCCAGGGACAUUUGGUUUCUUUGGGCGUCAAGCCAGUGGAGCAGAAGCCACCUCAGCACUUGGAGGUGGAGAUUAAGCAGCAGCAGCCACAUUCUUCGCCAAAUCAUCAGGUGGAACUGGAAAUCAAGCAGGUGGAACAGAAGCCGCCUCAGCACUUGGAGAUUGAGAUCAAGCCCGUUGACCAGAAGCCUCCUCACCGUGUGGAGCUUGAAAUCCAGCAGCAGCACCACCAAAGCUCUGCCCAGGGACACUUGGUUUCUUUGGGUGCAGUGGAGCAGAAGCCCCAACAUAUCGAUCACAAUUCCCAGAAAAUCGAGCUAGAAUUUGUUUAGGAGAAUGAGUUAUGGAAUCCCAACUGCAGAAUCAACAUUUCUACCUCAAUCUGCACCAAUAGAGCGACGGGCCACAAAAUGUAUCCGUUUAACAAAGUGCAUUAAAUAUGUAUAAUUACAAAGCGAGUGUUUUCACUGACCAGUCCUCCCAAGGUGCUUGUAAAAUGAGAAAUAAAUAAAAAAGGUCUAGAGCAG